Messenger RNA from Polistes canadensis, 1885 nucleotides. RefSeq names its product leucine-rich repeat-containing protein C10orf11-like. Lineage: Eukaryota; Metazoa; Arthropoda; Insecta; Hymenoptera; Vespidae. The coding region runs from base 482 to 1177 and encodes 231 amino acids. The record is from RefSeq and is a predicted model, not a curated record. The transcript has 5 exons. Gene Ontology annotation, molecular function: protein binding.
GUAUCAUGUUGUUACUUUCUAAAUUUUAUUUUAAAUCUAUUUAACUAAUUACUAACACACACGAAUAGGCACGAUUUUCUAACAAUUAAUUUAAAAGGAAAAAAAUAAACUCACGUAAUGUUAAAUAAAUAUAAUAUGUGUACAUGAAUAUGAUUAAGUAAUUAUUGAAAUAUUUGUAUAAUAAUUGAUACGGUUGAAGUACUAUCGUUGGUAAUAUGAGCGAUAAUAUGAUCACACCUGCGAAGUUUAACCACUUCAAUAUUAUUUUAUGCAGAGAGUACAUAAAUUAAAGGUUAUCCGGUGGAAUCGGUCGAAUAAAUCCAUAAAAACGUUUGGAAAGAUAAUAAUGCAAGAAAAUUCGUUGCAGCUGAAAUAGGGGUGAACAGUAUUAAUAGGUUAGAUUUAUGCGAUGAGUUAAAAUUAUUAACGAAAAGGAUUGGUGGUCGAGGUGAAAAAGGUUACAAUAAUCAAAGGAUUAACCAUGACGUCCCUUGGAAAAUUAAUAUUUAUAGAUAUACACUCUAGGAAUCCAAAAAUUUCAUUUUCCAAUGAUUUGCAAGCGAAUCAUGUUGAAUCUUUGUCCUUCGCAUUUCAAAAUCUAUUUCAUAUGCCGUUUGAUAUUAUUGAAAACUAUGGAAAUACAAUACAUACUUUAGAUAUUAGUAAUAAUAAAUUCUGUAGAAAUUUACACUUUCUGUCAGAGUUCGAAAACUUAACGUCUCUCAACCUGGAUUAUAAUAAUAUCGAUGACUUUACUGUCUUUCCGUACAUGCCAAAACUUCAAUUAUUGUGGAUAAAUCAUAACAAAAUCGAUCAAUUAUAUCCAUUUAUUAAGAAUCUCUAUGAGAGUAUGCCUAAUUUGAAAUAUUUGAGUCUUAUGGGAAAUAAGGCUGCACCUAGUUAUCUUAACGGUGGAACAUUCUACGAUUAUCUACAGUAUAGGUUGUUUAUUAUAUCGUGGUUUCCACAUCUUGUACACUUGGAUGACCGGACAAUUACUUUUGAACAAUGUCAAGAAGCUAAAAGACUGUUUAAGAGGCCAUUUUUAGAAAGUUUGUCUGAGAAUGCUCCGUUACCAGAAUGUCUUAAGUAUUUGCAUAAAAAAUUAGCAAAUAUGUUUUUUAAGCCAAUCUUACCUAAUAAACAACAAAGUAGGGGAACGAAUUUUGUUAUUUGAAAGAUUUGUAAGUGAAAUAAGGUAUGAAAGCAGCUAGAGAAUUUAUACUCUUUUUAAGACAGAAUAAGUAUGUAAAAAUUCUUUUAGACUUUUUAAACAACCAAUAACUGCCUUAAAAUUGAUAUCACAUAUAGUAAUUAUUAUUGUAUUAUUUAUAAGUAAAAUUAUAGAAGGAUUAAGGAUUUUAAAUAUGUUAUGAAUAAUAUUGCCUCCGUCCCAAAUUAGUUGUUAUAUUUGGCGUGUAAAUGUUUAUGCAAAUAUAACAACUAUUUUGGGACGAACAGAGUACUAUUUAUAAUACAUUAUGGAAAUGCAAUUUGUUUGCCACGGUUAUAGUUUAAAGAUUAACAAAAUCUAAUUAACUAAUAGCAAUAAUUUAUAUUGAAAUGUUUUGUUAUUUGUUAUAUAAUAUAAUCCAUUAUGUUCUUAUUCCUUUUAUACCUAAUUGCUUCAUUUUUAUACAUAUUUAAUCUUAUAAAUAGCGUGUUAUUUUAAAAUUAUCAUUUAUUAUGGCUUGUUCAUAUAUAUUUCAAUAAAAUUCAUGUAUGAGAUUAUUUACACAUAUCUUUAUGAGAUUAUUAUGAUAUUUAUGAAAUUAAAUAUAUAUGUGAUAAUAUUAAUCCCUAAUAAAUGGAAAUUUUUAAAGUAACGAACAAUAAGGUGUAAAAGGUAUACUAAUUAUAAAACAAAAUAAAUAAAUUUUCUUAU